AUGAAAUUUUCAGCUGCUUUGGUGCUCUCCGUGGCUAGUUCCACUCUCGUCCAGGCCAUGCCUCACGUCCAUAAGAGGGCCGAACAGGACGAAGCUUGCACCACCACUGCUCACGCUCACCGCGCCGGUAAGCGUGCUGUGGCCGUCGAGUACGUCUACCAAACCGUCACUGUCAAUGGCCAGGGUGCUACUGUUUCGGUGCCAACCUUCACCACUUUGAGCAGUGGUUCUGCUUCUUCCUCUGCACCUGCCGCGUCCUCGAGCUCUGCUUCGUCCUCUGCGCCGGUCGCUUCUUCCAGCUCAAGCUCGUCUUCUGUGCCAUCCAGCUCAGUUUACAGUGCAUCUUCAGUCACUUCCUCGAGCUCUGCUUCUUCCCCAAGCUCCGCUUACUCCUCAAGCGCUGCUUACUCUUCAAGCGCUGCCUACUCUUCAAGCUCCGCUUACUCUUCGAGCUCUGCUGCACCAAGCUCGUCUUCUUCCUCUUCUUCUAGCCAGGCUUCUGCAUCGGCCACCCACUCUUCCUCCUCGGGCGGGAUCAGCGGUGACCUUUCUGCCUUCUCCGACCCCUCUCAACCUUUCCAAGAUGGUACUAUUGCUUGCAGCAGCUUCCCAUCUGGACAAGGUGUUAUUUCUCUUGACUGGUUGGAUUUCGGUGGCUGGUCCGGUAUUGAAAACUCGGACGGUUCCACCGGUGGCUCGUGCAAGGAAGGCUCUUACUGCUCUUACGCCUGUCAAUCCGGUAUGUCCAAGACCCAAUGGCCUUCCAACCAACCUAGCAACGGUGUUUCUAUUGGUGGUUUGCUAUGUAAGAAUGGUUUCCUCUACCGUUCCAACACCAAUGCCCAAAACUUGUGUGAAUGGGGUAGAGACAUGGCUGACGUUGUUUCCGAAUUGAGUCAGGACGUUGCCAUUUGCAGAACCGACUACCCAGGUACUGAAAACAUGGUUAUUCCAACAUACGUUGAAGCUGGCUCUACCAUGCCUAUCACCGUUGUCGAUGAGGACAGCUACUACCAAUGGAAGGGUAUGAAGACCUCGGCUCAAUUCUACGUCAACAACGCCGGCGUUUCUUUGGAAGAUGGCUGUGUUUGGGGUACUGCUGGCUCUGGCGUCGGAAACUGGGCUCCAUUGAACUUCGGUGGUGGUUACACCGAUGGAGUUGCUUACUUGGCCUUGAUUCCAAACCCUAACAACCGCAGUCCUAUGAACUACAACGUCAAGAUCGUUGCUGCCGAUUCUAACAGCAACGUCAUUGGCGAGUGUAAGUACGAAAACGGCCAGUUCAACGGUGGUUCUGACGGCUGCACGGUCUCUGUCACCCAAGGUAAGGCCAACUUUGUCUUAUACAAUUGA
Messenger RNA from Lachancea lanzarotensis, 1353 nucleotides. Its product is annotated as LALA0S04e08790g1_1. Gene Ontology annotation, biological process: fungal-type cell wall organization. The coding region runs from base 1 to 1353 and encodes 450 amino acids. Gene Ontology annotation, cellular component: cell surface; fungal-type cell wall. The transcript has a single exon. NCBI's taxonomy places the organism in Eukaryota, Fungi, Ascomycota, Saccharomycetes, Saccharomycetales, Saccharomycetaceae. The record is from RefSeq and is a predicted model, not a curated record.